Pisolithus orientalis is the source of this 3487-nucleotide messenger RNA. RefSeq names its product actin interacting protein 3-domain-containing protein. The transcript is spliced from 4 exons. Gene Ontology annotation, biological process: establishment of cell polarity. The coding region runs from base 51 to 3119 and encodes 1022 amino acids. Gene Ontology annotation, molecular function: cytoskeletal regulatory protein binding. NCBI's taxonomy places the organism in Eukaryota, Fungi, Basidiomycota, Agaricomycetes, Boletales, Pisolithaceae. Gene Ontology annotation, cellular component: cell tip; cytoplasm. The record is from RefSeq and is a predicted model, not a curated record.
CCUCAACUCGCUGUGAUAGCUAUUAGCUUGACCAACUGGCAGCAACUGGAAUGGCAUCGACACAACCCCCACCAUCGUACGACGGACACAAGCCAAAGCGGGACAACCACUCUGUCUCAUCCACCUCGUCUCGCAGUGGCCGCUCUCAUUCUCAUCCCACCGUCGAGUCUGCGGUCACACGUCUUCUUGUGGCCAUAAAGCAGCUUCUGGAAUCACUCACACUAUGGAGCAACCUUCAAAUGUCCGAGUCCCAGAUUAGCGACGUAUACGUGCGUCUGGGCAAUGACUUCAACGCAGCAGUGGCUGCGUUUGCCUCAUUCAAUAUCGACAUGUCCGACCUCAUGUCCGUACCCGAAGACCUACGAGAGGUCCUCGAAACGUGUCUCUCCGAAGACGCUUCCCCAGACACCCUGAAUAUCUACCUUCCAAAGGUGCGCCAGAUCAUUACGAACCUGUUGCAUGGACUUCGGAACAAGCAGUCCAUGUACCGGCGGAUAGUUUCGGAGCACCAGAGUCGGCACCGGAGUGCGUCCCAUGCCCGCACCGAUAGCCGGUCCUCCAAAUCGACCAAGGACAAGGUCUCUUCUUCUAAACGAGAUGAGGAAGUCACGAGGCACCGGUCGCAGUUGUCCCGUAGCAAUGAAGAAGAGAAGAAUGUGGAGGCAAACAGGGACAGUACUGCUGUACGCACAUCCGCAAGGCCUUCCAGCAAACGACCCGAAGCACAGUCACGGAUGACACCUCCACCAUUCGAAGAGCCCGACGAUGAUCCUCCAGUCAACGAGCGGCCCGCGUCUACUACUACGAACGGGCUUCGCGCGCGCACCCCUCAGUCUUCACAGCCACGACAUUCUCAGCCAACGCCCCAGAACGCUGUAUAUGCGCCCCAAGAUGACAUUUCGACACGUGCAUCGACGGAAACACUCAUCGCCUCACAGGCACACACACCACCACCAUCUGCCCAACCUCCUAAUCUGGAAAAGGAUGUGCCCCCCACACCACCGCCACAGUUUUCCCCUGUCCCCUCAUCCGUUAAGAGAUAUUCUCUUGUGGAUAGGCCAGUCUCCCCCCCAGCUGCAUCCACUCCCACUGUCAUUGUAGAACCUUCUUCAGUUGCGGAAGACACCCACACUGGCGAGUCCUCACCUUCCUCACCCAAGACGCCAUCUGUGGAGGCGGAUGCACCUGGAGUAGCCAGUUCUCUCGCUGCGUUGAGGAACCGCGAUGUCCUCGAACGCCGGGCUUCUAAGCGCUUCUCUACCUACCAAUUCAGCAGAAUGGCAGGGAACGUUUUGACGCGGGAACGGACGAUAUCCAAUUCUCCGAGUCGACGUUCGAUGGCUGUUUCCUCGAACUUGACUCCUGGUGAACUGGCAGUACUCACAGAAGUAGACGAACCUGAUCCGAAGUCACCGGCUGGCUCGUCCAAGAGAAUGCGCACACCUUCGCCUGCAAGUAAAGAACCUGCGCCGCCCGUCCCCCCACUUCCCUUCCCUACAGGUAUGGUUCGAGCGCCGUCGCUGUCCCAGACUCUGUCGAAUAAGAGUAAAUUGUCGGAGGAGGUGGAGGUACCCGAUUUAUCUCUGUCAGUGUCAUUCCCGGUGUUCCUCCAGGUUGGUCGUGAGGUGAAGAAGGCUACGUUUGAGCCUGGGACGUCGGUUUCAUCGCUGCGUAUGCUCUUCGUCGACAAGUUCUCGUACAAUCCAGGCAUGGAGAAUUUCCCUGCUAUCUACAUUCGUGAUCCCUCGAGUGGUGUUCAGUAUGAGCUUGAGGACAUGGAAGAAGUCAAGGAAAAGUGCUUAUUAUCGCUAAACAUUGAACCACUUGACCAAAUAAAGCAGCACAUCGAUGCGCAGAUAUCCACUCUGUCAACUGACCUCAAAGAACUUAAGUCAGCAAUUACACAAAAUCGCCGGCUGUCGCACCACCCGAGUCCUAUAGUGGCACACGAGUUCGUGGAAAGCACCCCAAUUGCAGACCGCCCAACGGACAAGCAAUUCCAGCACAUCGCACGACGGUUAUCCCGUAUUGUUGGGGACUCCCAAAGUCCAUUCAUUCAACCCGAGAUGACGGGACAAUCACUUCAGUUGCAGCCGCAAAUGACUGGCGCAUCGGUGAUGUCGGAAUACUCUAAUCGUGUCGUAAACGAUCUAAAGACGCAGUUUGACGAGGUGCAGAAUCUGCGACGUGAUCUGGGGAUCAUGAGACAGCUGUAUACCGAGUUUAUGAAGUCGACAAAGGAGUCUCUCAAUGCGUUGCGCACCCAGACGCAGUCCGUCAAGCAACUUGCAAGUGCCAAAGUUGGCGGUGCACGCAGUUUCAUCGAUAGUGGCAAGAGUAAACUCGACACGCGCAGUCAAAAUGUGCUGACGAAGGUGGAGGAGUUGCAGGAUACCGUGGAGAGUCUGAAGGACGAUGUGAUAAAGCGCCAGGUCACACCCAAACCACAGUUGUUGAAGACCAUCCAAGAAGACGUUGCUUCUACAGCCGCGGAGUUGUCGAGUUUGAAGGAUCACAUGGAUACCAUCAAGCCGAUGUGGAAGAAGACCUGGGAGGAAGAACUACAGAACAUCGUGGAAGAGCAAGGUUUCCUCAGUCACCAGGAAGAGCUAUUGGCCGAUUUACUAGAAGACCACAAAGCCCUUGCUGACGUCGUUGAUCAUGUCCAAAAGGUGGUCAAUCUCAGGGGCAAUACUCCUAAUCGCUCGGCUCGUGGACGGUUUAAGGCUCUCCCGGCGGAUGAGGGUCACGGUGGAAUAAGCACGGUAAUGAUGGAGAUCCGAGGCGCUGCGGUGGAUCCGGAGAAGCGACUGAAGGCUAUCGCGGCGAAUCAGAAGAACCGCGAACGAGAGCUAGCGAGUCGAUCUGAUGCAUUCCAAAACGAGCUAACCGGUUUCGUGAGUGGGAAGAAGCUAAAGAUGACCGGAGGCACUGAGGAAGCGGAGAGAGUGAGGCAGAAGAGGAACGAGUUGGCGUUGAAGGCGAUGUUCAAUAGCGCGACCAGUGCGUCCGCGUCCGCGGCCACGGCAAACAUUCCAGGAGAUGUUGGUGGUGGACCAUCGGGGCAGGCCCAGGCUGGGCAGCAGGCUCCCGCAUUAGUACGACCGCCCAGCAAGUGACUCUUAGAUUAUCGUGUGUGGAUUGUUUUGUUUAUGUUACUAUUCACGCAGGUAGUGUCCCGUGCAUUUUGACGAUGUAUUAUUUUCUUCCUUUUGCCAAGGUUCACUGCACGAAGUUCAGAGGCACUAAACGAAAUCACUCUCGCUACAUGAAUCUAAAACCACGGAUAUGUCCAACGCGCCAACUCCUGCCUGCCCUAAGUUCAUGUGUCUGCUGUGAGUGGAGGUUACUUGGAAGUAUAUAGAUGAAGUUCACAUUCAUCUGGCAAUUAUCGUGUGAGCAAGAGCUGUUCUUGCACAGUACACAUCGUAUCUUACCAUACGUAUCGCACAUCUCGUGAUGGGACUGAUCAGACUGAAGACUCUGU